CAUCCGAAUGUUUACACUUUUUACGGUUGUUUACGCGUCUCAUCCGUCUCAUCUGCUUCGAUCCGCGAAAAUUUGCUUAGUUUUUCUGCAUAAUUGGAGCGAUUUAUUGUGAAAAUAAGCCUUCAGAAUUUGCUACAAAUUCUGCAGAACCAUUCCACAGAACAAAAAACUAGUCGAUCGAAAGUCGACUGCUCUCCACCUACCCAAACGAGAACGUUUUAGUUUCAAUCCUGGAUAUCUCAACGAAAGCUGUUAUGAUGGAUUACGAAUUCAAGAUGAAAACCCAACAGGAACGGGCCAAAGUCGAGGAGCUGUUCGACUACGAGGGCUGUAAGGUGGGCCGGGGAACGUACGGCCACGUCUACAAGGCGCGGCGCAAGGAAGGAAAUGAUAGUAAGGAUUACGCGCUAAAGCAAAUCGAGGGUACCGGGCUGUCCAUGUCGGCCUGCCGAGAGAUUGCGUUGCUUCGUGAACUGAAGCACACGAACGUGAUCAAUCUGAUCCGGGUGUUCCUGUCUCACACGGAUAGAAAAGUCUGGCUUCUGUUCGACUAUGCCGAACACGAUUUAUGGCACAUUAUUAAGUUUCAUCGAGCUGCCAAGGCCGCCAAGAAACCAGUUAUGGUUCCCAAGGGGAUGGUUAAAAGCUUGCUCUAUCAGAUUCUAGAUGGUAUCCACUAUUUGCACAGUAACUGGGUAUUACACAGGGAUUUGAAACCAGCCAACAUCCUGGUGAUGGGAGAAGGUAACGAGCGAGGGCGAGUCAAGAUCGCUGAUAUGGGAUUCGCGCGAUUGUUCAACGCUCCGUUGAAACCUCUGGCAGAUCUUGACCCAGUUGUGGUCACUUUUUGGUACCGAGCACCCGAACUGCUUCUCGGAGCUCGUCAUUACACAAAGGCAAUUGAUAUUUGGGCAAUUGGUUGCAUCUUUGCCGAACUUCUUACAUCGGAACCGAUUUUCCACUGUCGCCAGGAAGACAUCAAAACCAGCAAUCCGUAUCACCACGAUCAGCUCGACCGAAUCUUUAACGUCAUGGGUUUCCCUCAAGAUAAAGAUUGGGAAGACAUAAGGAAAAUGCCCGAACAUCACACCCUGACGAAGGACUUCAAAAGGGCUAAUUACGCUAAUUGUUCACUCGUAAAAUAUAUGGAACGUCAUAAGAUUAAACCCGACAGCAAAGCGUUCCAUCUGUUGCAAAAACUGCUGCUGAUGGAUCCUAACAAACGGAUUACCUCGGAACAAGCAAUGCAGGAUCCUUACUUCUCGGAGGAUCCUCUGCCAACGGGAGAUGUGUUUGCUGGCUGCGCCAUUCCCUAUCCCAAGCGAGAGUUUUUGACAGAUGAUGAUCAGGACCAGGACAAAGGCGAGAAACGCCAACAGCAGCAACAGCAAAAUAAUCAACAACAAGCUCAACAAAAUCAACAACAGCAAGCCAAUAACCAACAACAGCAAGCAGCGAAUGCAAAUCAACAGCAACAACAGCAGCAGCAACAAAUGCAACAGCAGCAACAACAACAGCAGGCUCAAAUGGAUCAUAACGCAGCCAAACGGGCACGGAUGGCUGGGCCCAACGGGGGGCAACCGGGAGGUCCCGGAGGAAUGACACAACAAGAAUACCAACAGCAGCAGCAACAACAGGCCGCCGCAGUGGCAGCCCAACAGCAACAACAGCAGCAGCAGCAACAACAGCAGCAGAUGAUGUUUAAUAACGCGCAACAGGGCGGAUUCCAGCAGCGGUAUUGAAUGUCUCAUUUUAAUCUGAACUUUUCUCCAUAUAUUGAUUGUAACACAUGUAACCAUAUAAUCAAAGUGUGGCUUCGUUCAUAGAGAAAUAUUAGAGAAAUGUCUUGAUGUUUCGGAAAGGCCACACCAGUAAUCUCUUGGUCUUUCAAUGCGUG
Uranotaenia lowii is the source of this 1897-nucleotide messenger RNA. RefSeq names its product cyclin-dependent kinase 8 (gene Cdk8). The coding region runs from base 255 to 1742 and encodes 495 amino acids. The record is from RefSeq and is a predicted model, not a curated record. NCBI's taxonomy places the organism in Eukaryota, Metazoa, Arthropoda, Insecta, Diptera, Culicidae. The transcript is spliced from 7 exons. Gene Ontology annotation, molecular function: ATP binding; RNA polymerase II CTD heptapeptide repeat kinase activity; cyclin-dependent protein serine/threonine kinase activity. Gene Ontology annotation, biological process: protein phosphorylation. Gene Ontology annotation, cellular component: nucleus; mediator complex.